AUGUGAUUGACUCAGAUGUGUUAUUUAUCUCGAGGGUCACGAACUUAUACGUGGGUGGAAGGAAGGGUGUAUAUUGGGGCGGUGUAUGGGCGUGGUAUCGGGACUACUCGUCCUUUAACUGGCACGCCUCGGUAUAUUCGAUACUUGCAAGUUGAUUCGGCAGUCUCUGCAGCGACGUCCGGGCAUUCGAUCGUGUUGGCCCGCGUCUCCUCUAGCCGUGCAGUGUACACACAUAGGUACCUAUAUACUAUUUAUAAUAUUAGUAACGAUUUUAAUAUACCAUCCACCACACGCUCACUAUACCCAAAGAUGGACCAUCAUCACCAUCAUUAUCAAUUGAACCACCAUGGUACAGCGCACCAUUAUCACGCACCUCCGUACACAAGAGACUAUUUCCUGUAUGAGUACUCUUCUGGUUCCGAGUCCGAUGGCACGAGCUCGCUGAACAGUGACUGUGAUUCCGGCAAUUGUGUUGGUUCGGGUCGCAAGAAGAGUUCACGGUGUCACAGACAAAAGACGCAACAGCGCCAAGCAGCGAACCUGCGUGAAAGGCGACGCAUGCAGAGCAUCAAUGAAGCAUUCGAAGGACUUCGGGCGCACAUACCCACAUUACCGUAUGAGAAGCGCUUGUCCAAAGUGGAUACCUUGAAGUUGGCCAUCGGUUACAUAAACUUCCUGUCAGAGUUGACCCGUGGUACAGGGCCUACAGGAAACGGCGUCACAUCUUUGAACGUGGCCAAACUUACAACGAUCGCCGGUCGUCUGCAUAGACCACCGGCACAGGUCAAAGAGCAACCCGUCAAGAAGUUUAUUGUCAGAGGCGCGUUUGGAACUCCAUAUUCAUUACAUUCGUUGUCUUGGUCGAGGGCAAAAGAAAAUUGUCCAAAUAGCGCAGGAAUAAUGCGAGCAAAGUUAUGGAGGCCCGAAGUAGGGUCACCGCGUAAUUCUGGAUCUACUUCAACCUCAACGAGUUCGACAUCUUCAAGUAAAACCUAAUCACUCAACAUAAGAAAUAAGACUACUACUAAUUAUAAUGUAUAGCUUAUAGUUACUUAUGGCUUAUAUUAUACCAUUGAUCAACAUAUAUAUACCUAUAUAUAGCUAUAUAAGUAUAUUUUAAUCAAUGGUUAUAGUAUAUUCUUUAUGUCUCUUAUUCAGUUGUUUUUAUUCCUAUUUAAACAUUUUUAUUAUAACAUUAACUAUAUUAUUUUUUGUAUAGGUACCUCGCUAUUGUAGGUACCUACUUGUUUUAUUAUUGUUUAAUAUUGUUAGUUUAUAGUUUGGUGUGUUUAUUUUUUUUUUCAAUUAACCAUCUAUCUUAAAAAUAAAAUAAUAUAUAAUAAUAUUAUCUUAUAAUUUAUAUUUUGUAAUUAACUAGCUAUAUAGAUGGGUCAUUCAUUUAUUGUAAUAUUAUGCUUUUGAUAGUGAACGAUGUAGAGAAGAUAAUAUAUUCUCU
Messenger RNA from Metopolophium dirhodum (rose-grain aphid), 1456 nucleotides. Its product is annotated as pancreas transcription factor 1 subunit alpha-like. Gene Ontology annotation, biological process: regulation of transcription by RNA polymerase II; developmental process. Lineage: Eukaryota; Metazoa; Arthropoda; Insecta; Hemiptera; Aphididae. The transcript is spliced from 4 exons. Bases 16 to 996 code for a protein of 326 amino acids. The record is from RefSeq and is a predicted model, not a curated record. Gene Ontology annotation, molecular function: RNA polymerase II transcription regulatory region sequence-specific DNA binding; DNA-binding transcription factor activity, RNA polymerase II-specific; protein dimerization activity.